Molecule: messenger RNA, 1380 nt
Organism: Aspergillus tubingensis
Lineage: Eukaryota; Fungi; Ascomycota; Eurotiomycetes; Eurotiales; Aspergillaceae
Product: homoserine O-acetyltransferase family protein
Exons: 1
Coding region: 1-1380 (459 amino acids)
Biological process (GO): L-homoserine metabolic process
Molecular function (GO): L-serine O-acetyltransferase activity; homoserine O-acetyltransferase activity
Source: RefSeq, a predicted model, not a curated record
AUGUCUUUUCCGUGUCUCGAUGCGCAGGAUGCAAAGUCUGCCCAGCUCUCCGCACGAUCCCUCCAGUCGGGCCCCGAACCUUCAUAUACCACUGGCCAUCACCGAAAGUUUCACUGCGAACAACCCUUACUACUUGAUUGGGGGGGUAUACUUCCAGAGUUUGACAUCGCCUACGAAACAUGGGGCCACUUGAACUCUGACAAGUCGAAUGCUAUCUUACUGCACACCGGUCUGUCCGCAUCCAGUCACGCCCAUAGCACGGAGGCCAACCCCAAGCCCGGCUGGUGGGAGAGAUUUAUCGGGCCUGGCAAACCUUUGGACACAAACAAGUACUUUGUCAUCUGCACCAACGUCGUUGGAGGAUGCUAUGGUAGCACAGGGCCUUCGUCAGUGGACCCCUCUGACGGAAAGCGAUACGCUACUCGGUUCCCUAUCCUCACGAUUGACGACAUGGUUCGGGCACAGUUUCGUCUCCUGGACUCACUUGGCAUUAACAAACUCUACGCCUCUGUCGGAUCCAGCAUGGGCGGUAUGCAGAGUCUUGCUGCCGGUGUUCUUUUCCCUGAAAGGAUUGGCAAGAUUAUCAGUAUCAGUGGUUGUGCGCGAAGCCACCCCUACAGCAUUGCCAUGCGACACACCCAGCGACAAGUACUGAUGAUGGACCCGAAAUGGGCCCGUGGUUUCUACUAUGACUCGAUUCCUCCGCAUUCUGGAAUGAAGCUGGCGAGAGAGAUCGCAACCGUGACAUACAGAAGCGGUCCGGAGUGGGAGAAGCGGUUUGGGCGCAAACGCGCAGACCCUAACAAGCAACCUGCUCUGUGCCCGGAUUUCCUGAUUGAGACAUACCUGGAUCACGCGGGAGAGAAGUUCUGCCUGGAAUACGAUCCUAACAGUCUGUUAUACAUCUCCAAGGCCAUGGAUCUGUUUGAUCUCGGCCAUGCUCACCAGACCGAGACCAGAGCUCGAAGAGCCGAGUUUGAGGCUGAAAUUGCUGACGGCGGAAAGGCCCUGCUCGAAAGCAAUAUCUCAUGUAGUCUGACUCUCCCAGAGAAACCUUACGAGGAGCAACCCUCUGUAAACGCCUCCGCUCCUGCUAUGGACCAGGCUGUGGGUGGUGGUGAUAUUGGUGCAGAUGCUCCCCCGCAGGAUCUUGUCGCCGGCCUUGCGCCGCUCAAGAACCACCCGGUUUUGGUCAUGGGCGUCGCCAGUGAUAUCCUCUUUCCGGCUUGGCAACAGCGAGAAAUCGCCCAGACCCUUCGGGCUACCGGAAACAAGAACGUCGAGCACAUUGAACUUGGAGAGGACGUUUCGCUCUUUGGGCAUGACACGUUCCUUCUGGAUUUGAAGAACAUCGGUGGUGCGGUAGCCAAGUUCCUGUAA